Messenger RNA from Ricinus communis (castor bean), 438 nucleotides. RefSeq lists its product as uncharacterized. The record is from RefSeq and is a predicted model, not a curated record. The transcript has 2 exons. Lineage: Eukaryota; Viridiplantae; Streptophyta; Magnoliopsida; Malpighiales; Euphorbiaceae. Bases 1 to 438 code for a protein of 145 amino acids.
AUGUCGGCUCACGCAAUGAACGCUGGUCGCGAAGUUUUGUGGUGGCCCGACAUAAAGGCGAAUCAGAUCAUGGGAGGUAAGGAGCGACAAUGGCAGCUGAGUGAGCUAGAUGAGUGGCGCCAGCAGGCAUACGAAAACUCCUCAACUUACAAAGCAAGGACUAAGAAAUGGCAUGAUCAAAGGAUUCGUGAGCCUAAGGAAUUUCAGUUUGGGGAUCGAGUCGCUUUACAACUCUCGGCCGUCUGCUUCCCCGGAAGCUGCACUCGCUGGUCCGGACCAUUUCAGAUCGGACAAGUCUUUCCAUAUGGAGUGGUAGAGUUGCAUCAUCCAGAGAAGGGGAACUUCAAAGUGAACGGCCAUCGGCUAAAGCGAUAUCAUUGUAACUCGUUGGAUAGUGAGCAACGAGUUGACCUGGCUUUGUAUGCACAGAAAGGGUGA